Messenger RNA from Nymphaea colorata (pocket water lily), 2495 nucleotides. Its product is annotated as pentatricopeptide repeat-containing protein At2g22070-like. Lineage: Eukaryota; Viridiplantae; Streptophyta; Magnoliopsida; Nymphaeales; Nymphaeaceae. Gene Ontology annotation, biological process: RNA modification. The record is from RefSeq and is a predicted model, not a curated record. The transcript has 2 exons. Bases 501 to 2351 code for a protein of 616 amino acids. Gene Ontology annotation, molecular function: zinc ion binding; RNA binding; protein binding.
UAUUCUAAAUGCAACCAAAUUAUCCGAAUCCGAUCCCCUGGUGGAUAGAAGGCGGCCCGGCAGGGUCCGUCUACCCGUGUGAUGCUUUCUCGGCGUUUUCAAAUGUAGUAAUUUGAGUCCGCCACUGAUCUCGCCCAUGCUGUUCAUGCAAAAGAGGCAAAACCCAUGUUUUUGGCUCCCUCUUUGCAGAGGCGUCUCUCUUCUCUACGUCUGAAACCGCUUCUUGCAAGAAUUGGAGAUGGGUAUCGCCAUUUCAAACGGUUUGUCCUGGCAGGCAUCUUUGCUUCUGGGCGCUCUUCUUCUUCUUCUUCUUCUACUUCCAUUAUGAUGAGAGUCGAAGAACAUGGUCGUCGUCAAGACGAUAAUCGAUCCUUCCGCAACAUGGUAUCAGGUGGGACGCCUCUGGAUCAGUUCAUGGCAGCUUCUGUUCUAAAGUAUUGUGCUGAAAUUGGAGCUUUAAACCAGGUGAUUUGGUUGCGGCGAGGAAAGUGUUUGACGGAAUGCCUCAUAGGAAUGUGGUUGCCUGGACGGCGAUGAUAUUUGGUUAUGCACAGAGGGGGAGGAGUGAGAAUGCUUGGGAAUUGCUCGCCGGCAUGCGCCGAGCAGGAGUGAUGGGAAACGAUUUCACAGCAGCUAGCGUAUUGAGCUCCUGUAGUGAUGAUGCUGUAGGGCUUAGCCGCGGGAAAGUAUUGCAUGCUUAUGUUGUUGUGGCCGGUCUUGUGUCCUAUUUCGCGGUUGGCAAUGCCCUGUUAACCAUGUAUUCCAAGUGUGGAUCUUUGGAGUCUUCUUGUCAAGUGUUUGAUGAAAUGCCCGGCCGAGAUGUUGUGUCCUGGAGUGCAAUUAUUGCUGCAUACGGACAACAUGAUGAUCAUGAGAAAGCAUUAUCGAUGUUUAGGCAGAUGCUGCUUGAAGGAAUUGUGCCUAACAUGCACACUUUGGCUAGUACUUUGGCAUCAUCUGGAGGUUUGGGAAAUUUAUGGUCGGUUCUGCAGCUUCAUGACCUAUGCAUCAAGAUUGGGUUAUACUGCCAUGUUACUGUCAGCAAUGCUCUUAUGGCAGCAUACUCAAAGUGUGGGCAAUUGAGUAUAUCUGGGGAGAUUUUUGAGAGUAUAGAAAGCAAGGAUGUUGUCUCAUGGACAUCGAUUAUUGCAGCACAUGCACAAGAUGGAGACGGUCAUGAGGCUUUAAGACUUUAUGCUGUUAUGCGUAAAAUGGGAAUCAAACCAAAUGAUCAUACAUUCAUUAGCACACUUGAUGCUUGCACCACCAUAAAUGACCUGAAUCUUGGGAAACAGCAACAGGCUGAUAUUGUGAAAACUGGUUUUGACAUAGAUGUUUCCGUCUGCAACACACUGAUUACCUUCUAUGCAAAAUGUGGUUGUAUAGAGGAUGCCAGGAAGGUCUUUGAGAGCAUGCGUUUUAGAAACUUGUCAUCGUGGAAUUCAAUAAUUGUUGGCCACGCCCAACAUGGGCAUGGUCAAGAAGGCCUUAGGUUGUUUGACGCCUUGCUGCAGAUUGGGUUGACACCUGAUUUCAUUACAUUCAUUGGGGUUCUUUCUUCAUGUACUCAUGCAGGAUUUGUAGAAGAAGGUCUGGGUUAUUUCAAAUCGAUGAGCCAAGAUUAUGGCAUCUUGCCAAGGAUGGAUCAUUACGGAUGUGUGGUCGAUCUGCUGUCUCGUGCUGGCCGCUUAAAUGAAGCAAAAGCCUUCAUUGACAGGAUGCCAUUUGAACCUGAUCCGAUAAUUUGGAGUACUUUCCUGGCUGCCUGCAGAGUGCACAAAAACAUUGAACUUGGUAGAGAAGCUGCAGAGAAUCUGCUUCAAUUAGAGCCAAACUCCAUACCCACUCAUGUGCUACUUGCAAACAUGUACGCAGCAGGUAACAGAUGGAAGGAGGUCGCUGAUGUUAGGAAAAUGAUGAAGGAUAAGGGGUUGAGGAAGAAACUUGGUUGCAGUUGGGUGACUGUCAAGAAUACCACAUAUUCAUUCACAGUUGGUGAAACAAAUCAUGCUCAUAUGAAGGAGCUCUUUGCAAUGUGGAAUAAGCUGGCACCCGUUCUCAGAGAUGCUGGUUAUGUUCCUGAUACCGAGGCAGAACUUCACGACAUUGAGGAGAGUGAAAAGGAGAGGAUUCUGGGUCAUCAUAGUGAAAAGUUAGCUAUUAUGUUCGCACUGCUGAACACCCCACCUGGAACCAGUAUUUUGAUAACAAAAAAUCUUCGUAUUUGCAGUGAUUGUCAUUCUGCUAGCAAAUACAUCUCAAAGGUGACUAGCCGGGAAAUUGUUAUGAGGGAUACCACACGUUUUCAUCACUUCAAAGACGGUAUAUGUUCUUGUCAAGAUUACUGGUAGAUAAGCAAUUGGCUAUAAGGCAUUGUAGGCGAAUCUCACAUUUAUUGUGGAGAGAUUGGUGUUUAUUGUCCUGCAUUACGUUGAGAUCGACAUAUUGAUUCUGUUUCAGUAUAUGUACAUAAAAUUUUGACAUGCUUUUGGAAA